CCGCCACUCACUAUACGCCUACGGUAUCGAGUAAUUUCAGUUUUUAUCAGCCACCAUGGCCAUGAACUUGAAAUUACUACUGCCACCUCUCUCUUCUUCUUCUUCUUCUCUCUCGCGCCCCUCGCUCUUCUUCCAUUUAUAUGCAUACUCAAAAGGGCCAAAACCCAUCUCAUUCUCUAGAUAUCUCUUCCACAACCAGCGAAGAAGCAGCCUUUUUUCGCGAAAGAUGUCGGCAAGAGCCUGUGUGAAGGUUGAGGAGAAGAGUGUUGAAGAAGAAGAUUCUUCAUUAAGGAAUUGGGGGAAGGUGUCUGCCGUGCUGUUUGACAUGGAUGGAGUGUUGUGUAACAGCGAAGAGCCUUCGAGAAAGGCCGGGGUGGACGUGUUCGCCGAGAUGGGGGUCGAAGUGACUGUGGAGGAUUUUGUGCCAUUCAUGGGAACUGGUGAAGCAAACUUUUUAGGAGGCGUUGCUUCUGUUAAGGGAGUUCAGGGAUUCAAUCCUGAGGCUGCAAAAAAGCGAUUCUUUGAAAUAUAUUUGGAUAAGUAUGCAAAACCAAAUUCUGGAAUAGGAUUCCCAGGUGCCCUUGAACUCAUUACUCAGUGUAAAAGCAAAGGCCUUAAGGUUGCUGUUGCAUCUAGUGCUGAUCGUAUCAAGGUGGAUGCAAAUCUUGCUGCUGCUGGUUUACCAUUGUCAAUGUUUGAUGCUAUUGUGUCAGCAGAUGCUUUCGAGAAUUUGAAGCCUGCUCCUGAUAUUUUCUUAGCUGCAUCAAAGAUUUUGAAUGUGCUGCCCAGUGAGUGUAUUGUCAUUGAAGAUGCAUUAGCUGGAGUUCAAGCUGCCAAAGCUGCUCAAAUGAGAUGUAUAGCCGUGACAACUACAUUGUCUGAAGAAACUCUAAAGGCUGCCAGUCCAUCACUUAUCCGGAAUGAGAUAGGAAGUGUUUCACUGCAUGAUAUUCUCAGGGGUGGCUCAGAUGGCUAUAAUGAGAAGAAGCAGGGUAAUCAGUUUCUAUUUCCCUCUACACAAACCUCAGCUGCAGAGCUCACAGAAAGGACAGAUAAUGGCGCGAUGCAGGAUAGAUAUUCUAACAGUGGUGGGAAUUUCUCUAUUGGGGGGUUGCAGGGUUCUCGGCGAGAUAUUUUGAGAUAUGGAAGUUUGGGCAUUGCAAUUUCUUGUCUCCUCUUUACCAUCUCAAACUGGAAGGCAAUGCAGUAUGCAUCCCCAAAAGCUAUCUGGAAUAUGCUAUUAGGAGUCACCCAGCCAUCUUUUAAAUCAGAUAAAGAUGAUCUAAAUUCCGACAGGAUCCAACAAUUUGUGAACUAUAUAUCUGAUCUAGAAACCAAGGGAACUUCUCCAACUGUGCCAGAAUUUCCAUCUAAACUCGAUUGGCUGAAUGCGGCUCCACUUCAGCUUCGCAGGGAUUUGAAAGGAAAAGUGGUUCUGCUGGAUUUUUGGACCUAUUGUUGUAUAAAUUGUAUGCAUGUGUUGCCAGACCUGGAGUUUUUGGAGAAAAAAUACAAGGACAUGCCGUUCACAGUUGUGGGGGUACACUCUGCAAAGUUUGACAAUGAGAAAGAUUUAGAAGCCAUUCGGAAUGCUGUGUUGCGCUAUGGCAUUACUCACCCGGUGGUCAAUGAUGGAGAUAUGUAUAUGUGGCGAGAGCUAGGUGUGAGUUCAUGGCCAACAUUUGCUAUUGUUGGCCCCAAUGGUAAGCUCAUUGCUCAACUAUCAGGUGAAGGUCGUCGAAAGGAUCUUAACGAUUUAGUGGAGGCAGCUCUUCUGUUUUAUGGCACAAAGAAAGUCUUGGACAACACACCGAUUCCUAUAAGAUUGGAGAAAGAUAAUGAUCCUCGCUUGUUGACAUCUCCAUUAAAGUUUCCUGGAAAGCUAGCAAUUGAUGCCCUGAACAACAGGCUCUUCAUUUCAGACAGUAACCAUAACCGCGUAGUGGUAACCGACCUUGAUGGGAAUUUUAUCAUCCAAAUUGGGCCCACAGGGGAGGAAGGUUUACAUGAUGGUAACUUUGAUGAUGCCACCUUUAAUCGCCCUCAGGGCUUGGCUUACAAUGCAAAGAAAAACCUCCUUUAUGUCGCAGAUACUGAAAAUCAUGCUUUGAGGGUGAUUGAUUUUGCCAAUGAGACAGUGCGUACUCUUGCUGGAAAUGGAUCCAAAGGUUCUGACUACCGAGGAGGGGAAAAAGGAACCAAUCAGCUCCUUAACUCUCCAUGGGAUGUCUGCUUCGAGCCAGUCAAUGAGAGGGUUUACAUUGCCAUGGCAGGCCAACACCAGAUCUGGGAACACAACACAUUGGAUGGAGUUACUAGAGUUUUUAGUGGUGAUGGUUAUGAAAGAAACUUGAAUGGUUCAAGCCCUACAAGCACAUCAUUCGCACAACCUUCUGGAGUUUCGCUAUCUCCUGAUUUGACAGUGAUCUACAUUGCGGAUAGUGAGAGUAGCUCAAUUCGAGCACUUGAUCUAAAAACUGGAGGAUCAAGAUUGCUAGUUGGUGGUGAUCCUAUGUUCUCAGACAAUUUGUUUAAGUUUGGAGACCAUGAUGGAACGGGGUCAGAAGUACUUCUUCAACAUCCAUUAGGGAUCUUAUGUGCGAAGGAUGGCCAAAUUUAUGUAGCAGAUAGUUAUAAUCACAAGAUCAAGAAGCUAGAUCCUGCUAGUAAAAGAGUCAGUACCUUAGCUGGAAUGGGGAAAGCUGGUUUCAAGGAUGGAAUAGCCCUGACCGCUCAGCUCUCUGAGCCAUCAGGAAUCGUUGAAGCAGAAAGUGGAAGACUUUUCAUAGCUGAUACAAACAAUAGCGUAAUCAGAUAUCUAGACUUGAACAAGGAAGAAGCUGAACUUCUUACUUUAGAGCUGAAAGGGGUUCAGCCUCCUGUACCAAAAAACAGAUCUAUGAAGCGCCUUAGAAGGCGAUCAUCAGCUGACACACAGACCAUUACUAUUGAUGGUGGUUCAUCCAAUGAGGGAAACUUAUCUCUUAAGAUAUUGUUACCUGAAGAGUACCAUUUCUCGAAGGAAGCACGCAGUAAAUUUAGUGUAGAAAGUGAGCCUGAAAAUGCAAUUGUUAUUGAUCCCUUGGAUGGAUAUCUAAAUCCAGAAGGAUCUGCCAUACUUCAUUUUAGGAGGACCUCCCCCUCUGCUUCAAUGGGCAGAAUAAAUUGCAAGGUAUACUAUUGCAAGGAAGAUGAGGUCUGUUUGUACCAAUCUUUGUUAUUUGAAGUACCCUUCCACGAGGAAAUUUCAGACUCUGCCCCUGUAGAAAUCACACUCGCGUAUACUGUGAAGCCCAAAACUCCAACAAGCACCUUACAGCUGCCAAUUGCUCGCUGAGGCAAAUUCCCAUGUAAAAAUGUUGUAAGAUCCCUUUCUAUUUUUCUCAAUUUCUUUCCUGAAAGUAUGCCAUUCAGUUGGAUGCAGCUGAUACUUCCAACAAUUGUUGUCUUCUGCCAGAGUCAUAGAAAUCAGUAUGAUAGUAGCAACAAAGUAAGUCAAGUCAUCGUCCAAUAAUUCUUCAUAAGUACUUUAAUUGUAACAUGUUGAGCAAACAUGACAUUCAAAGUUUCCUUUUUAGAAUUAUAUCAGUUGUUUUUUAUAGCCAUAUUAUUUAAUUUCCUC
Molecule: messenger RNA, 3622 nt
Organism: Juglans regia (Persian walnut)
Lineage: Eukaryota; Viridiplantae; Streptophyta; Magnoliopsida; Fagales; Juglandaceae
Product: protein SUPPRESSOR OF QUENCHING 1, chloroplastic
Exons: 28
Coding region: 56-3337 (1093 amino acids)
Molecular function (GO): protein binding
Source: RefSeq, a predicted model, not a curated record